CGUUCUUCGUUUUGCACGAAGCAUCAAGGAAAAUUCACAACGUGCGAGAUUCUCGCAGUUUAUAGACAAGAUUUAAUAUUUUUUCUAUAAAAUAUUCUGUAUCGUAAGGAUCUAUAAUAUGUAAUCAGCAGCCAUACUCUCGUUUGCAAAAUAAUAAGAGUCGAUUAGCAAGAUAAUAAAAAUCGAAAAUGGAGAACGUCCAUGUGCAAGUGAAAGACAACUCGCCGUCGAUAGAAGCGAAAACGGAGGAAGGGAUCCAUGUACAAGUGAAAAACAACUCGCCGUCGAUAGAACGUAUCUUACGUCCAAUAUCGUACACCGCCUGGCUCUUGGGCGUCGGUAUUGCACGUCCACGAAAAUGUCCCGCAGCUAUAACGAUUGUUAUACGUAUAAUUCACAUAGCUGUGUGUUCUUAUAUCAUGAUACGCGACACUCAAUAUUACUUCGCUCAUAUUCAUAUGGACAUGAUGGAGUACAUAUAUUAUUGUCUAAACAGAAUGAUAUAUUACAUAUCAACCUUUUAUUAUAUUUAUCACGGAAUCAGGCAGUACAACAAGUGGCCAGAACUAAUGGAUAGAUUAGAAAAACUCGAUCAGAAGAUUAGGAAAGAAAUAUCCAUGAAUGACCAAUCUAUAAAAAUUAUUGAAGCACAGUUUUCACGACGUUAAUUUUCUGUCCUUUGUGGCCGAUUAUUAGGAUGUAUUACUACAUUACCAUAUCACAUAAAGUACAUGAACGUUUUAUUAUAGGAACGCUGUAUUACUACAUAUUAGCGCAGUCGUUGAUCAACAGCUUCGUCUUUGUCGUUGUCGUCUAUGUGUUAUAUUGCAGAUUUCAAAUAAUAAAUAAAUUGAUCGGUCAGUUGGAAAAGUUAUCCAAUGUGCAAUGGAUCGCGUUCAAGAUUAGACGCAUCAGAGAAUUGCAUGCGGAUAUUUGUGACCUCGCUAGCAUGGUAAACGAUAUUCACGGUCUUCAUCUCCUUUUCUGUUCGGCAACUUGCUUCACCAUGGCUAUAGUUUCACUACUCCAUUUUUUCAAAUACGCGUGGAGUUUUUACUUGGUAGAUGUGAUACAACAUUUCUUAUGCAUUGUAUAUUCCAUGCAAUUCUGGCUGAUUUGUUGGAUUUGUACACUCGCGUGCCAAGAAUCCAGUAGGACUGGCAGAAUCAUGCACAAAGUUAUAUUGAAUUGCCAACCUAUGAAUCUUGAUAAUCAGGAGGCAGGUAAUCAAUCGAGUCCAGAUUUGCGAUCUGCACUAGAAGAUUGGAACAGCAAGAAGAAUUCUAAUUGUAGCAGCACUCACAAUGUCAUGGAAAAUUUUUUGCGCAAAAAUCUGGACCGAAAGUGUGUCAGAAAAGAGGUCAAUGAUUUUUCCACUCAACUGCAGCAAAAUCGAGUAGUAUUUACUGCCUACGAUUUCUUCAAAAUAAACAAUGCUUCUUUCGGUUAUUUCGUCGGGGUGAUCGUCACUUAUCUAAUAUUCUUCUUUCAAUUCAACACCAUCUAUUAAAAAUUAAAAAAGAAUUCUAAAAAUGUAUUUGAAGCGUUUGAAAAUGUGUUAAAAUCCAACGUCACAUUUUUUUUUUCUUUACAGUAUCAAUUGUAAACACUUUUUUCUAAAAAUUUUUAUACUGUUAUAUUGUAUAAUAUUAUUAUUUCAUUGUAACCCGUGUUCUUAUAUCUUGCUUGUAAAAAUAAAUUAAGAGACUAAUACUAUGUAAAAAAUGUAAGACAAAUGUUCCAUUAUCAUACAGACAGCAUUAUUGUAAAAGCGAGGUGGUGAUACAUGACGCGCAACUAAUUGUCGCUGAAUUAGGUUCGUAUAGCGGCUCGUUUUCGAUAUAAUAUAACUCACUAAUAUACAUUGAUUUAAUUAGCAAUUAAAACUUUACAGAAGCAUCAAUCCGCGGAAAGGAUUGUACAAAUGGAAACACGUGUCUCGUGCUAUCAAUCUCAUAGAUGUUACACAGCGCAGUCAAUUAUAUCAAUCGCGAUCACAAUGUAACAGACGUAACAGAAAGAAUUUCUAGUAGCAUGAAUAAAAAUAUUCUUGAUACAUUUAAUCUAGUUGUAACUUUAAGCAGUGUAAAAAUAACGCAACAUUAAGACGAAGACUACAAUUCCUUUUUUCCACCAUCGAAUUAAAUAAGAUUGAUUUAUUUGUCUUGGGACAUGAGUAACAUAUAUAAAUUUUAAUGUAUAUAUUCUUACAUUUAAAAUAAAAAUUUGCUGGAUGUUAUAACGUACGAUGAUCAAUUG
Messenger RNA from Solenopsis invicta (red fire ant), 2259 nucleotides. RefSeq lists its product as uncharacterized. Gene Ontology annotation, cellular component: dendrite; axon; neuronal cell body. The coding region runs from base 698 to 1510 and encodes 270 amino acids. Lineage: Eukaryota; Metazoa; Arthropoda; Insecta; Hymenoptera; Formicidae. The record is from RefSeq and is a predicted model, not a curated record. Gene Ontology annotation, biological process: sensory perception of taste. The transcript is spliced from 3 exons.